Babesia sp. Xinjiang is the source of this 3141-nucleotide messenger RNA. It is a transcript of the gene der, whose product is annotated as GTPase Der. The coding region runs from base 1 to 3141 and encodes 1046 amino acids. The record is from RefSeq and is a predicted model, not a curated record. The transcript has 21 exons. Lineage: Eukaryota; Apicomplexa; Aconoidasida; Piroplasmida; Babesiidae. Gene Ontology annotation, molecular function: GTP binding.
AUGCCUAGCCAUAGAUUGAAGGCUAAGCAUAUCAUCCCCAUCACUUUGAAGAUCUCGAAGAACAGAGAACCGUGCCCUCCCCAGUUCGACGAUAUUCGGCGCAGUCCAGCCAUUGCGAGGGUUCCCGGCGACAUACCGAAGCAGUUUUCUAGUGACAUGGCUAUAGACGUGACCACAGAGGACGACCAACCGCCAGAAAGGGCACACCCUGACGCACCUGUGCCUACUAUGGACGACAUCAACAACUGGAUACAACGCCUGUACGCACAUCACUCCAUGGGUGCGUGCUCCAGAGUUUUUCGCGCCAAGAUUAGCGACUACGUGGAGAGGAUAGUAAAACGGCACAGGUUUGCAACACUUGUUUCUGAAGAGAUACUGGGGAAGGGCGUCAAAGUUCCCAAAUCAAGCACUGCUUUAGAACCCAAAAGGGAGACCCAGAGCCACACAGUUGAUUCUGGCGAGACCAAAUCGGAAGGCCCGGGGGAUGCCGCAUACGCCAAGAAGAGCAACCCUGUUCCAGUGUUGCAUGGAGUGGAUUGCCCCAAACUAAAAGGGCCAGGUAACAGUACUGCGAAGAGUGAGGGUGACAAGAAGCAGAAUCGAUUGGAAAGGUUCAAGAAUGUAAAUGCGUACAACUUUAGGCCUCAGAAGGGUGUGGCGGUAGUAGGUGUAUGCGAGACCCUGGAGAAGCCCUAUUUGCGUCUGACUGCGGAGCCAAAUCCUGCAACUGUGAGACCUGAGCCCGUACUUAGGCGUGCUUUCAGACACGUCUUCGACACUUUCAUGAGAACUUCCAACUACCGUUAUAUAGAAGAGCAGUUUAGGUCUAUUCGUCAGGAUAUCCAGGUGCAGCACCUGCGAAGCCCUUUCGUGGUUAAACUCUACGCGACUAAUGCGCGAGUGGCUCUGGUACACGGUGACCUAGACCAGUUCAACCAGUGUCAAACCCAAUUGCGUCAUUUACAUCGUCGAGUAGAAGGGUUCCCACUCUAUCAGAAAGAAUUCGACUGUUAUUUUCUGCUCUACCUGGCGCUGCAGAACAUGCAGAUGGACGUGCUGCGCUACUUGCAAAGUUUGGAGAAUGAAGCAACAGUCACCAGUCCGCCUUUCUUUACCCCGCUUCUGUUCAAAAUGUUUGAACCGCGGUUCCGCAUGAACGCACUAGUUGCUAUGUCUAGCACAGCAAUGUCAUUAUCGCUUGGGACCAUAAAGGAAGCUCUACGCUUCAACACAAUGGGCGAAUGUGAGUCGUUCAUAAGAGCUGCUCUGGAGUUCGCGGGCGGCAAAGACAACAUCGCCGUGGUCUACUCUGUGUGCUACGCCGACGACAGCAAAAACAUCGUGUUAUCGCACAAGACAGAUUCUGAGAUAGAACGACUUCGGAGUACUUAUGGAGAUAUACAGACGACUCUUUUGGGUCUCCAUAAGGGCCCUGCAACAACGGGCUUUGAGGUUACUCAGAUGUCGUGGAAGUAUGAGAUUGAGUCGGUGACUAGGGAAAACACUUACGUGGACAGUGGUUAUUUCGUGGUGGAAGAGAGUGACGAGUACGUACAGGUAACUGGGUCGGUCAAAAGCGGCUCACCAGCGGCCUCUAAACACAAGGGUAGCACCCCGAGUUCGGACGGCAAAAACAUCACGCUACUAAAGAAACCCAAGAAUAACCUCAAUCAGAUCCGAGUAGCUAGACAGUAUGUGCUUGCUGCCGAUAACGCAACGGCAGUGUCCUAUGAGGGCACCGAUCCGCCGCAUGAGCCCAUAGUUGCUAUAGUUGGUCGAGCCAACGUUGGGAAGUCAUCGAUUUUUAAUCGCAUAUCGAAGAAGUUCCAUCGAGGCAGCAUCGUUUCCGAUGUCCCAGGAACAACUAGGGACCGUCAGUAUGCACUUGCUGAUUGGGAAGGGCGUAGCUUUCGGUUAAUCGAUACUGGAGGCCUUGAGGAUGAUAGCAUGUACGGCGAUUCAAUCAAAGCCCAAGUCGAAAGGUCACUAGAAGAUGCCCACGUGGCAAUCGUGGUGGUAGAUGGUCAAGUUGGCCUGACUGACGCGGAUAUGGAAGUGCGUGACUUCGUCAUCAAUGCUACCAAACGCAACAGUAGUCUCCGUAUUCUGUUGUGUGUCAAUAAGUGCGAGUCGUUUCAUUUCGGUGACGUACUUGCGGAGCAAUUUUGGCGCCUCGGACUCGGUCGUCCGUAUCCCGUGAGCGCUCUGCAUGGGACAGGACUUGCCGAACUGCUUGAUGAUUGCGUCUCGGACUUUGAUCAAUGCAGCAUAGAAGAUCACAAUGAUGUGGUGAUAUCAUUUAUUGGGAGGCCCAAUUGUGGCAAGUCCUCCUUGGUAAACUUGCUCACUGGAACCGACCGCUGCUUGGUAUCCCCAAGCGAGGGCACAACACUGGACACUGUAGAGAUACCCAUUGUUAGAGGAGAACAACGGUUUUUGCUUAUUGACACGGCAGGGAUGCGACUGCAGACAAAGGAUCGCCGUAGCUUUCUGCCUAAGGGACGUAGUUUGAGGGCGAUACGCAAAAGCGAUGUUUGUGUCCUCGUGGUUGACGCUAGCUGGGGUAUAUCACGCAACGAUGUGAAGAUGGCGGAGGAAAUUGGUUUGGAAAGUCGCGCAGCAGUCAUCGUUUGCAACAAGUGGGACCUCGUCGACAAGGAUCCCACGGUCUACAAGAACGCACUCAGCUACCUGAAGGAGAAGCUACACCCUGUGAACUAUGCUGAUGUUGUAUUCACCUCAGCGAAAUCGGGUCAACGUGUCACAAACAUUUUGGAAGCAUGUGCCAACGCACACGAUCAGUUCUCCAAAAACUUCUCUACAGCACUGUUGAAUGACAUUUUGCGCGAGGCCACAUUUCUCCAGAAGCCUCCGGUUACGCAUGGCAAACGCUUGAACAUCUACUACGCCUGUCAGGUCCAUAACAAACCUCCGGGUAUUGCUCUGUUCUGCAAUGACGAACAGCUUUUGACCAAGGACUAUGCCGAGUAUCUGGAAGUCUUCUUCAGACGAUCGCUGAACCUUACAGGGUCACCGAUAAAGUGGUACCCAAGGGCCAAAAGGAGAAGACAUUUCAUUCCGGAUCUGAGAAACCGUCGGUCGUCUUCACGAUAUAGCUCAAAGGAGCUGCUGUCGCUAUGA